GCGAUCUCAUUGGAAUGUUUACUUUUGUAUGACAUGUAGAAGUGCCUUUUUAUUUCAAAUGUCUUAAACUAAUUUUUAUAAAUUUUGUAGCGAAUAUGUAUGUAUAUUUCUUUAGUUGUUAGUCUAAAAUGAAAUGGGAGUUAUAGAACCGUUCAAAAAAUGGAAACGGUCAUUAGACGUCUAUGUAUCAUGUAAGAAAUCAGUAUGUCUGUUUGUGAUAGCUUUGUUUUUGCUAAUAUAUAUGUGGCCUUCACAUUUUCUUAUGUUUCAUGAUGAGUCUCACUCUUUUGAAGAUGUAAUGAAUCAAUGCUCUGAUGAUAAUUUGAUACCAUAUCAUGAUUACAAAAGAGAUAUUACUAAUCCAUUCAUUUACUCUAUACCCCCAAAUGAAAACGAGGUGUCUUUUCUUCCAUAUGUAGGGAAUGGGUUUCUUGGUAUACCAUUGGUUCAUUAUCCAUCAGUCUACGUUAAAGAUAAAAGGACCUUAUCAUUAAAUACAAAAUGGAAUCCUGUAAUUUCAGUAGAAACUGAUUUACCAAUUAAAGAUAUAUAUAUAACAAAUAUUGAAUCAGGAACAGUGACUCGAGUGCAAUGUAUAGCUAAUGGUGUUCAAGUUAUUUAUAAAUAUUAUGCCCAUCGAACAAUCCCUCAUUUAUUUUAUCAAGAAUUAAAAAUAAAAAAUCCUACUAUGCGGGAAGUAAAAAUACAACUUAGUAAAGCUACAUAUCCAGAUUGGGCUACCUCCUCUAUGGAAGAUAGAGCAUCAUCAAAAAGAGAGUCUGGAAAUUUUCCAUUACAUACAUUUAAUGGCCAGAUUAAAAAUGUACAAAACAAAGAUGAAGUAGUAGCUUUUUUUGUUAAUAUGAAGGCUUGGCCAUCUGUAGUUGAGGUAAAACCUCAUCGGAGCACUUUUAUUAAUAUACCUUGUAUCAUCUAUCAGGAAAAUAUGAAUAUUAAGGAUUUCGAUCAAAAGAAACCUUUGAUGGAGAACAAAAGCAAAGAGAUCAUGCAACGAGUAUUAUCCAGUAGUUCUCUCCAAUUAGAACAAGAUCAUGUUGAUGCCUGGAAUAAACUCUGGAAAACUGGUUUGUCAAUUAGUCAUUCAAAAGCAGCUGGUGCUCUGAAUGGUGAUAGAAUUAAUGCUACAGUCUACUAUGUACUUUCUAGUGUGAAAAUGAAAAAUGUAUCAAAUUUGGAGAUGGAGAAAAGUAGUAAAAAAAACUACAUUUCAAUUGCAGAAGGUUGCUAUGGUGGUUAUCACCAUACAUUACAAGCAUUACGUCUUUGGAAAAAUUUAAAAACUUUUAAGGAAGUAAAUGAAUCGGUUUCAUUAUGGCUGUUAACUUUAGAAAAACAGGGCUGUCAUAAACUACUUUCUUUGGGUAGUGAAGGUGUCAUGCAAGCCAUGGUGCUUAGUUUUGGUGGUUUCCAUUUUAGCGCCCAUCAUUUAGAAUUCAAGAUUGAUCCAAAGUUCCUUCAUAGAGACUAUGUAUUUCGGAGGAUACAGUAUGAUUUCAAUACUUUCAUAAAUGUAUCUGUUACAUUGCAAGAUGACAAUAAAGCCCUUCUUGGUGUUGCUGUGGAUAAAACUGAAAAAGAUAAAGUUUAUUAUGCUUGUGACGGAGGCUGUUCAUUACAACCUGUAGAAUUAAGUUCUUCAGAAGUAUACUUUCCAGUGAAAAUGACUGAUCCAAUUACCUCUAUAUUGUAUAUAACUUCUGACAAAAAUCAUAUGGAACUUAUUAAGGAUACACUACAUGUCCACAAAGUUGUGGAAGCUCCAGCCUAUGAUCAUCAUGUUAUAGCAUUACAUAGACAUGGACAUCAUCUCGGUGGACUACCUUUGAUGUUUUGGGCUUCUGUUAUUUUCCUUAUAGUUAUAUUUCAUCUGUUUUUAUUUAAAUUAAUAUUUAAUGAAUAUUGUGGUAAACAAGAAAAAUUUAAAACAAGAUAUGCCAAAGUAUAAUGUUUAAUUAAGUAAUAUUUGUUAUUAAAUUUCUUCCAAUAUCCAGAUCAGUGAUGCUUAAUUAAAUACCAUAAAGGGCAAACUAUUUAAUUUAACUUCAAUUCAGAUGAAUGAAAUAGCUUUGUUUAGUAAUUUUUAAACCAUUCAUUCUCCUUCUUUAUCUGUGUUUAUAUACAUAUGUACAUACAUUACAUAUAUUUAUAUUAUUCCAAAUGAAAAAUAUUAUAUAUGACACUGUAAUUAUGUGUAAUUUUUUAUAUUUAUUUGAAAAAAGUUCAAAAAGAUUAUUCUGUUUUAAAUUAUUAUUGUUGGAUUAUUAUUAUUAUUAUUAUCAGGGUGGUCUAUCUUUAUUUACCAGAGACCUAUGUGAGCUUCCUUUUAACGCAUCUGUUUCUAUUUAAUAGAAAUGGAUUGUAGUAAAAUUAAUUUGUGCUUAUGGGUAUUGAGUGUCAGAUGUAAUUGUAUAAACGAUAAUAACAAUUUUAAACAAAUAAAUUAAUUUAAAUUAUGUAUUUUUGAAAUAAAUUUUU
This is a messenger RNA of Nezara viridula (southern green stink bug), 2496 nucleotides long. NCBI's taxonomy places the organism in Eukaryota, Metazoa, Arthropoda, Insecta, Hemiptera, Pentatomidae. The record is from the annotation of a GenBank genome assembly.